This is a messenger RNA of Cicer arietinum (chickpea), 852 nucleotides long. RefSeq lists its product as uncharacterized. The record is from RefSeq and is a predicted model, not a curated record. Gene Ontology annotation, cellular component: RNA polymerase III complex. Gene Ontology annotation, molecular function: zinc ion binding; nucleic acid binding. NCBI's taxonomy places the organism in Eukaryota, Viridiplantae, Streptophyta, Magnoliopsida, Fabales, Fabaceae. Gene Ontology annotation, biological process: DNA-templated transcription; termination of RNA polymerase III transcription.
GUAUACAUUUGAUUAUCUUAUUUAUUUGUAUGUUUUUGAAAAAAAUUAUUUGUAUGUUUUAUUUUAUUUAUAACAACAAUAACAAUUACAUGCCUAUUUAUUUAUAUUUGAAAUAAAUAAAUAACUGAUUUAGUGAGAGAAGAAAAAAAAUCCAAAACCUGAGGCCCAUAAAACAAGAAAACUCAUCCCUAAAAAGAACUCACUGGCGUUUUGUCCCAGGAUAUUAUGAACAGGUUGCAGUGGAAUUGAAUUAAAGUCUGUUCUGUGGUGUAUUUGUUAUAGUAGAGAAGAUGGAGUUUUGCCCAAUGUGUGGGACCAUGUUACAGAUUGAACUACCGCGUCAUGAUAUCCCCUCAAGAUUCUUUUGUCAUAAUUGCCCUUAUGUUUCUCCCAUCCAGCCAGGGGUUAAGAUUAAGAUCAGGCAAUUACUGGUGAAAAAAGGAAUUGACCCUAUUAUCUCCCAUGAUGCCAUGAAGAAUGCACCCACUGCUGAGGUACCAUGCCCAAAUUGCCGCCAUGAUACAGCUGCUUAUAUGGAAAUUCAGACUCGUUCAGCUGAUGAACCGGCAACUAUAUUUUACGCGUGCUUGAAUGAAAAGUGUAAACAUCGAUGGAAUGAUUAAUAUCAGUGGAUGAAGAUGUAGAAGCUUUUCAUGCCGUUUCUGAUUGGAAUUAUGUGGUAGAUAAGAGGGUUUUCUAAUGUUUCAUUUUACUUUUUGUUUAUGAUUAUUGAUUACAAAAAGACUUUUUGUUUUAUCUUCUCAACGAGGACAAAUUUGCUUUAAGGACUGGUUAAGUGAGAUGGUAAUUAAAGUUAAAAAAACUUUGCGUUUUCCAUAUUAAAGAUCUAUA